This is a messenger RNA of Microthlaspi erraticum, 447 nucleotides long. Lineage: Eukaryota; Viridiplantae; Streptophyta; Magnoliopsida; Brassicales; Brassicaceae. The record is from the annotation of a GenBank genome assembly.
AUGUGGUCCAGCGUGUUUCUAUAUUACAACACGCGUUGCAGUCACCAUGCGACUCAGGAGGCAACCACACGCGGAAUGCCCAGAGACUACCGCACGGCAAGCGUUGCUUGUGCGAGAGUAGUACUAGGAUGGGCCAGUUCAUCCUCCUCUCUCACUACUCAAGGUGGUCGAACUUUAGUGACUCGCGGUUUAUCGGAGCUAAGCAUCUACAUGUCGGGCAACUACGCAGCCGGUAAUUUACUAAAACUGGACUUCAAGAAUUACUCUCAAACAGGCUAUAUGACUGCCGUAUAUCGCGCGUUCAUCAGGAACCAAACGGUCCGACGUCUCAUGGACCAGACUAUUUAUGCGAUCUGGUCCGGAUCCACAUACACGAACGGCACCGUUCUAAGUGCUCACGACGUGCGGAUUGCCCUUGGCGAAGUGAGAGUAACUAGGAAUGGGUGA